GAGAGUGCUAUAGUGUAGGCAGCGCUUACAUCUUCCGUGCCAUAGGCGGAUAUAAGCCUCUCGGUGAUGAUACACACACACUCUGCAGGGAGACGAUUCUUUUUUUUCGACGAGGAAAACAUUCUCUGUCAAAUCGUCACAUGGGGUCAAUCGCUUCCUGCAUCGCGACUGAACUACUUCGUUUUUACCGCUUGGAUCGUGUAGUGUUAUUAUAUUGUUAAGAUCGCCGUUCCUCGCGCGCCGCUGAUGUCACAUAUUUCAUUGCGAUGAUAAGCAAAGUUAAAAAUGCCAUGUCCUCCCUGGUGGGGGGAAUUAUCCCGCACAGCCAUCCGCACGGAUCCGCGCAGAACGGCGGCACGGACGGGCUCCCGCCGCGCUUCCCCUACGGCCGCCCCGAGUUUCUGGACCUGACCCCGGAGCUGCUGCAGUACUCCACCGAACACGCGUCCAGACCGGUCAUCACGCUCAGUAGAGACAGCAGGCUGCCUUGGCGAACGGGAUACGCGGAGGUGAUAAAUGCUGGGAAGAGCAUGCUGAAUGAAGACCUGGCUUCCUGUGAGCUGAUGUAUGUUAGGAGGAUGAGUAGCAAGCAUCAGCGCUGCUCCAUGUUGGAGGAGGGUGGGGACAUCUCAGGCAUUCCCAUACACUUCUGGGGAGUGUUUGAUGGACACGCUGGCUCUGGUGCUGCUCUCAUGGCGUCCAAAAUUCUCCACCGGAUCAUCCGUGAUCGGCUUUGCGAUGUCGCCCAUCUUCUAGAAAAUCAAAACUGCCCUCCGCCUAUCUGCCUGGCCAAGAACGGGAGCCCCUUCCAGGCUGAGGCGAAGAAAGGGGCCUGCCUAGAUGGAGAGGACCAGGACGGGCCCCCGGAUGAGCCGCGGUUCCACAUGGAGAAGGACAUCAGUGUGGAGAGCCUGGUCAUGGGCAUCAUAGAGACCGCCUUCAAACAGAUGGACGACCUGAUCGAGAAGGAGAAAGAAUCUUACAGUAUCUCUGGUGGCUGUUGUGCCUUGAUGGCAAUUCACUUGAUGGGGAAACUCUAUGUAGCAAACGCAGGAGACAGCAGAGCCAUAAUUGUCCACAACAAUAAGGUCAUCCCAAUGUCCAAUGAAUUCACACCAGAAAGUGAAAGACAACGCCUACAGUACCUCGGCUUCCUCAAACCGGAGCUGCUUGGGAACGAGUUUACACAUAUGGAAUUCCCCAGACGCAUCCAACACAAGGAACUCGGCAAGAAAAUGCUCUACAGAGACCACACAAUGACUGGCUGGGCAUAUAAGACAAUUGUAGAAGAUGAUCUCAAGUUCCCGUUGAUUUAUGGGGAGGGGAAAAAGGCUCGAGUCAUGGCUACUAUUGGAGUAACGCGUGGUUUAGGGGAUCACGACUUGAAAGUCUACAACUCCAACAUUCAUAUCAAACCCUUCCUAUCCUGUUGCCCAGAAGUCAAGGUAUACAACAUCUCUGAGCACAAACAUGGGCCUAAUGAUGUCCUGGUUAUGGGUACUGAUGGACUAUGGGACGUUACAACUGAUAAAGAUGUUGCGGAGGCAGUGACAACUUUCCUGUCUGGCCGUGAGCCCAAUGAUCCCAUGAGGUACACUCUAGCAGCACAAGACCUCCUGAUGCGGUCGCGCGGAGUCCUGAAGGAGCGAGGUUGGCGGCUGCCCAAUGAAAGACUUGGCUCGGGUGAUGACAUCACCUCGUUUGUCAUUCCAUUGGCCGGGGCAGAGUUAGAAACAUGACUAGGUUGGUCCGCCUUCACUGGACAAGCACAGCAGGACACGUCCUUGGCUCCAUCCCAGAGAAAGGGCUAGGAAAACCAAGAAAUCCAUUUUCAAACUGUCAGAUGGCUCGGAUAUGAGAGACGUUAAAUGCAACUUUCCCUUGUCCUCCUUCUCCCCGUCCGAGUCGUACCAUGAAUAUCGUCAAGCCCAUGUCAGGUGUGAGGUGACGUCAUCAAGUGCCAUUUCUCUCGCUCUCCAUCUCCUUUCUGAUUUGUCGAACGCAAACCUCCGCAAGUCAGUACGGGACUGGAGGGCUCAUAAUGUUUGGGUAUUCUUUAAUCUGAAUCUCAGUGUGGCAAAAGGAAUAAGCCAAAACUGCUUAAACAUCAACGCCCUGAUGGCAAGGGAAAUAAAAACGAAGCACUUUAUAUGUAGCAGAAUCCAUUUGAGCUGUAAUUUAAACUGCUGAUUAUAUUUCCAAACUGUUCGGUCUCCAAAGAAUGUUUCUGUUGACUGAAUUUAAAGGGAUAGUUCACCCCAAAAAGGAAAAAUGUCGUUACAAACCUGUAAGACUUUCGUUCAUCUUCACAAAUGAACUGAGAGAUUUCUGUCCCUCCAUUGACAGUUACGCAACUACCACUUUGACUUGGCGUCAAAAAGUUCAUAAAGAGAUCGUAAAACGACACAGGGGUGAGAAAUUAAUAACAUAAUUUUCAUUUUGGGUGAACUAUUUCUUUAAGGUUUUCUAUAGCAAGAUGCAAUCAAACAACAAAAAACAGUGGGCAUUUUCUGUGAAUGCAUAGUUUUAUUUAGUUCAUCUCAGCUGUUUCGGGUUCAGUCAGGCAUAGUUUUAAACGGACCCAAUGCAAAUGUCUAUAUUCUGGAACAAGUAUUAAUCACACUUCUGUAAAACUAGUUGAACCAAGCUCAUUUUCUCUACAUCGGUACAAAUAUCUACAUGUACAAAUAACCUAAAACAUCAUUGACAUGCACCAGGCUUUCUAUACCCAAAUGAACUGAUUGCUUGAACUGCUGAAUGACCUGUUUAUUUUGCUGUAGAUAAAACCUCAUUUGGUCUGAAACUGUGUCAGUAAAGAAUCGCAAAUCAAACAAUGUAGAUCCAAAUCUGAAACCGAGAAUCCUGAACUUAGUCAUUGGUCUUUUUGUACACCUUGAAUGUACCUUAUUUCCUUUACUCGAUGUCAGUGUUGUGUCUGUGUUGUAUAAUACAUGUAUAAAUUGAUUUAUGCCUUUCAAUUGAUGAUUCAUUGUCAAAUGAGCUAUCUUUGCAAAUGAUGUGAUUCUAAAUAAAUCUAUCCUUUUUAUAAUGA
Pimephales promelas (fathead minnow) is the source of this 3052-nucleotide messenger RNA. RefSeq names its product protein phosphatase, Mg2+/Mn2+ dependent, 1J (gene ppm1j). Lineage: Eukaryota; Metazoa; Chordata; Actinopteri; Cypriniformes; Leuciscidae. The record is from RefSeq and is a predicted model, not a curated record. Gene Ontology annotation, cellular component: mitochondrion. Gene Ontology annotation, biological process: protein dephosphorylation. Gene Ontology annotation, molecular function: [pyruvate dehydrogenase (acetyl-transferring)]-phosphatase activity.